AUGGGUAUAAGGGAAGCAGAGGAGGAAGGGCCUAUUUUCAGGGAUAUAAGGCGAUAUUAUUGUGAGUACUGUGGCAUCUGCAGGUCCAAAAAGACCCUGAUUGCUUCUCACAUGCUCACUCACCACAAGGAAGAGAUGGAAAUGGCCAAAGAGGCUGAUGGGGAAGGAGAGAGGGAAAAACCCAAUACUUGCCAAGAAUGUGGUGCUACUUUUAAAAAACCUGCAUAUCUCAAGCAACACAUGCAAAGCCAUUCCCUUGAGCUUAUUUUUUACGUUUUGGAUGAAGUUUCUGUAGUAUUUGCAUCAAUUGAAGUUAGAAGUUUUGCAGGAAUCGGCAUUUUAAAGAAGUAUCUGUUGGACAACGUGAAGCAUUGGAUCCCACACAAAGAACUCCAAAAUGCGCAAGGGUUUGUCUUGAACGGACCAGUACCAGGUGGGAGACCUCCUGGGAAGCUCCAUCAAGCAAGCCUCAAUCACAGGCCAUACGUUUGUUUGGUGGAUGAUUGUCGUUCCAGCUUUAGAAGAAAGGACCACUUAAAUCGUCAUCUUCUUCAGCACCAAGGGAAACUCUUUAAGUGUCCGAUUGAGAACUGUAAUCGUGGGUUUGUUUCCCAAGGUAACAUGAGGAGGCAUGUAAGAGAACUCCACAAUGAGGAUGAUCCUUCGGCUUAUGUUGGGGGUCAGAAGCAGCAUGUAUGCCAGGAUUGUGGAAAGGUGUUCAAAUUUGCUUCAAAGCUGCAGAAGCAUGAGAAUUCUCAUGUUAAGCUGGAUUCAGUGGAGGCAUUCUGCUCUGAACCUGGCUGUAUGAAAUAUUUUUCUAAUCAGAAAUGCCUUAAGGCCCAUAUUCAGUCCUGCCACCAACAUAUCACCUGUGAGAUAUGUGGGACCAAGAAGCUGAAAAGGAACAUAGAACGGCAUCUCUGCAUGCAUGAAGGGGGGCGUGCUUCAGUGGAGAGAAUUAAAUGCAGUUAUAAGGGUUGUCUUCACACAUUUUCAACUAAAUCAAAUCUCCAUCAACAUGUCAAGGCAGUACACCUUGAACAUAAACCUUUUGUCUGUAGCUUUUCGGGUUGUGGCAUGAGAUUCGCAUACAAGCAUGUGAGAGAUAAGCAUGAGAAGACUGGACGUCAUGUCUAUGCAUAUGGGGAUUUUGAAGAGGCUGAUGAGCAAUUCCGGUCAAGGUCAAGGGGUGGCCGUAAGAGGAAGUACCCCACUAUAGAAAUGCUCGUACGAAAAAGGGUGACUCCACCAGACCAAUUGGGCCAGGAGUCUGAGUACCGCUCCUGGUUGCUCUCACAAGAAGCUGAAGACGAGUAUUGAGCCAUGCCCUUGAAGUAAGUGAUUGGACAUAUCCACUACAUACGCUAACCUACGUAAAAGUUUGCGUGUCAUGAAUCUGAACAUUAGAUAUGGAAAUUGGGUGAUGCUGUGAAUCUGAACACUAAAUAUGUAUAGCAUUUCUGUAUUUUUUUGAAGAUAAGCGUUCUUCUGUUUA
Molecule: messenger RNA, 1495 nt
Organism: Prunus mume (Japanese apricot)
Lineage: Eukaryota; Viridiplantae; Streptophyta; Magnoliopsida; Rosales; Rosaceae
Source: RefSeq, a predicted model, not a curated record